Molecule: messenger RNA, 924 nt
Organism: Magnolia sinica
Lineage: Eukaryota; Viridiplantae; Streptophyta; Magnoliopsida; Magnoliales; Magnoliaceae
Exons: 1
Coding region: 1-924 (307 amino acids)
Molecular function (GO): nucleic acid binding; zinc ion binding
Source: RefSeq, a predicted model, not a curated record
AUGGCAGCGGCAAUGCAACAACAACAGGACACGUUCGCACGGCAACAGCAAGACAUGCAUGCAUUGAUGAUGGAGACUUUACGGAGUAGGGAUCGUCGAGAGUCGUCACGAGAUAGAGAGGGUCGAAGUGCAGAUAUCUUUGAACGAUUUCAAAGGCUUCGCCCGCCCACGUUCGAAGGGGCGCCAGAUCCGGUGAAGGCGGAACACUGGCUGGCAAGAAUCACUAAGCUAAUGCGGCCCCUGGAGUGUUCUGAUUCGCAAAUGGUGACCUUAGCUACCUAUCUGUUAGAAGGAGAAGCAGAAAACUGGUGGCAGAGUGUGCAGCGGGGUGUUCCAGCCACGUACGCCUGGACAUGGGCAGGCUUCCGAGAAAAAUUCCUGGAAAAGUAUUUUCCUCGGUCAUGUAGGAACGAGAAAAUAGCCCAGUUCUUGAAGCUGGAACAGGGUAGUAUGACUGUUGCCCAAUACGAGGCUAGAUUUGACGAACUCUCCCGUUUCAUGCCUAAGGCCCUGGAAGAUAUGGAAUACAAGCUACAAAAGUUCAAGGAAGGACUCAGGCCAGGUAUUCAGUCACGGCUAUGCGCCUGGGAUUUCGGAGAUUUUGCAGAACUAGUGGACAAAGCCAUGCGGGUAGAAAAAGAUUUUGAACGCACUAUGAGGACUCGCUCUCUAGUGAGCGGCACCCUAGUCAGGCCUAGGCAGGCACCUUCCGCUCCACUAAUACCAGAGAAAAAGAACAGAGUCAUACCUGCGGGCACUCCAAUCAUGCCUCCCACGAGGAAUUGUGAUUACUGCCACAAAGCUGGACAUUUUGCGCGAAAUUGUUUCAAGAAAAUGAAGGACGAAGGCAUCACUCCACCGGCAAAUCGCCCUUCAGCCGGGUCCAGUAACAACCAAGGUGGCACCUUGGCAGCAGCCGCCUAG